Messenger RNA from Micromonas pusilla CCMP1545, 234 nucleotides. RefSeq lists its product as uncharacterized. The transcript has 2 exons. Gene Ontology annotation, cellular component: nucleus. Lineage: Eukaryota; Viridiplantae; Chlorophyta; Mamiellophyceae; Mamiellales; Mamiellaceae. The record is from RefSeq and is a predicted model, not a curated record. The annotation marks the transcript as partial. Gene Ontology annotation, molecular function: protein heterodimerization activity; RNA polymerase II general transcription initiation factor activity; core promoter sequence-specific DNA binding.
GCACGAAUAAAGCGGCUCAUGCAAGCCGACGAGGAUGUCGGAAAGAUUGCGCAGGCGACUCCAGUUCUCAUGGUACGAGCGCUGGAUUUAUUCGUCGAGGAACUCAUGAACGCAACGACGAGCAUCGCGACCGCGCACAGCGCGAAGACGGCGAGCGCUGGGCACUUGAGGGCGGCGAUCAUGGGGAACGAAAAAUUCGACUUUUUGAAGGACAUCGUCGAAGCUGUUCCAGAU